GCAGCAUUUGUUUGGUUAGGAGAGAUAAAGUUGCAUAAUGUGCAUGAAGAGAGAGGGCAGACCGUCUAUUAGUUAUUCAUGAAGUUUGAAAGACCAGCGGCGAGUGGCUUAUCAAUCAAUCUCUCUCACUGUUUGUGUCAGUCGCGCGCCAGUCUGCCUGUUGCUGCUGCUGCCGGCUGUGGCUCUGCAUCCACACCCACGUUUAGAAGACACUGCGGGUUCACGCACUCCUCCACUGAGCUGUUUUGGUUUAUCCACAAUGGUCAGCGGACGCAAAGAAGGAGGAUGAUGGGGUUUUUUCUCUUCUUUUUUAGUUUUUUUGCACUGUUUAACUCGCGCGUAAUGGAAACUGUGCGUAAAUCCUCUCCCGUUCAAGUUUGGCACCUCAUUCAUUCUUAAAAAAACCUCAGUGAAUCCACAGCAAGCUUCACCACUCCAGGAGAAGAAGAGGAGAGGAUGGGAGCCCCGAGUAACGGAUCCAACAUAACGUCCAACUAUACGAACCAGUUUGUGCAGCCCCCGUGGCGCGUCGCGCUCUGGUCGGUCGCCUACAGCUUGGUCCUGGCGGUGGCCGUUUUUGGGAAUGUCAUCGUCAUAUGGAUCAUCCUCGCGCACAAGCGCAUGCGAACGGUGACGAAUUACUUUUUGCUCAACUUGGCGUUUUCGGACGCGUCCAUGGCCGCGUUCAACACUCUGAUCAACUUCAUCUACGCUGCGCACGGGGAGUGGUACUUUGGAGAGGCUUACUGCAAAUUCCACAACUUCUUCCCGGUCACAUCUGUGUUUGCAAGCAUCUACUCGAUGACUGCAAUAGCAGUGGACAGAUACAUGGCCAUCAUUCACCCUCUGAAGCCUCGCCUGUCAGCAAAGGCCACCACAGGGAUCAUUGUGUGCAUAUGGAGCCUCGCUAUAGUUCUGGCUUUCCCACUUUGCUACUUUUCUACCACCCAAGUCCGUCCCCGAAGGACCAUCUGUUACGUGGCCUGGCCCCGCAUGGCAGACGACUCCUUUAUGUAUCAUAUCAUAGUUGCGGUUCUGAUCUACGUGCUGCCUUUAGUAGUGAUGGGCAUCACCUACACCAUUGUGGGGUUGACGCUGUGGGGAGGUGAGAUUCCUGGUGACACCUCUGAUAACUAUCACGGUCAGCUCCAGGCUAAAAGAAAGGUUGUGAAAAUGAUGAUCAUCGUGGUGGUGACCUUCGCCCUCUGCUGGCUGCCCUACCACGUCUACUUCAUUGUAACCGGCCUCAACAAGCGUCUGAGCAAGUGGAAGUACAUCCAGCAGGUUUACCUGUCGGUGAUGUGGCUGGCCAUGAGCUCCACCAUGUACAACCCCAUCAUCUACUGCUGCCUCAACAGCAGGUUUCGAGCAGGCUUCAAGAGGGCGUUUCGUUGGUGCCCCUUCAUCAAGGUGUCCAGCUACGAUGAGCUGGAACUCCGCUCCACCCGGCUUCACCCAACACGGCAGAGCAGUAUGUACACGCUGACAAGAAUGGAUACCACCAUGGUGGUGGUUUACGACCCAGCUGACGGCGACGGCGGCGCUGGAGGUGGCACUGGGCGGAAACACUCCUUGCCCCCUCGAAAGAGGAGCUACAUCACAUCUCGCCAAAAUGACACCACCAUUUCUAACAACAGCGGUGGGAAGACCCAGAAUGGAGUCGCACCGAGUGCUGAGCCUGAGGAGUUCUCUUGAAGAGCAUCUCAGCUCACAUAUACGCAGCAAAACAUGUUCAAUAUUUGCAUGCUAAUACAUUAAACAUAGUAACGGUGCACAGGUGACCAUGCACAGCAUCAUCAUAUGAAAGCAGAAAUGAUCAUCUCUCCAUAGAAAGAUCAUUCAAAACCUUCUCAUCCAAACACAGAACUAUGAUCUACAGCAGCAUAGUUGCAAAGAAAAUGAAACAGUUGGAGGUAAAUUUAGGGCGACGCUUAACAAGAAAAAUCUCAAAGGUCGUCAUUUGUAAUUAUGUAAGUAUGUGGGAUUCCACGUUUUGGUCUGUAAAAACAGUCAGACAUGUGAUGCGGAGGAUCGCCCCUGCGCCCUUUUUUUCCCUGUUGGCUGUGUGGACCAGCAGCUCAUCAAUGAAAGGGCUGCUGAUUGAACUUUGCUCGGCUUCAUGUGUCACAGUUUGACUGUCGGUUAUGUCAUUUAUAUGGAACAUGUUCUGGCUGCUCAAACAAGCCAGAGGGGAAAUCCAGUAUUGGUUUGCAGCAUGUCGAUGAGCGGGCUGCUGAAUGAGCUUACUGAGGGCAAACUCAAACAACAUGUUUAAGCAUAAAAAAAGUGACUCGGUCAAAUGCAUUGUUUGGUGAAAAGCCUUCAUUCAGUGAAUGAAUUAUCUGACACUGAUUUACUAUGAGGGUACUGACAGAGAAUAAGAUAUUUUGAUAGAUUUUACAUGCGAUUUCUUGGUUGGGAAAAGUCUGCACCGGUUUGUGUAAGUUGUGGACAGUUGUUGUGGAAAAGUGUGAGAAGUGAGGAGGAAAAUCUUUAAACAAAUGUAAGGAACAGACGUAGUCUUAUCUCAGUUGUAGUCAAUUUUAUCUAAUGAUUGAGUCAACUGGCUCCCAACCUGACUGCAUGUCAAAAGCCAAUAAAAAAGAGGAAAAAAAGCACUGGAAAUACUGCUAGAAGACAUAAAGCUGUAGUGAGAAUUUUAUAAUGACAAUGAAGGUCGUCAUAGAAAAUAUGGAGCAAAGUAAAUGUGCAGAAAAAGAUUGGAGAUCAAUUAAAUUAUUUUAAAAGCAUGGUAAGCUAAUAUACCCUUUAAACUAUAGCCCUCGUGAGUCCCAUGACAGCUUGAUGCAUCCUGAUACAAUCAGCGUUUUAGCCAUCACAUGAAAUCAGCUAAAAUGUAUCUGAUGUAGUAAAUUAAUAACGUCAAAGACUGUGACAGGUGUGUGGUGUGCCUGUCGCUGCUGUUGUAACUGCACCAGCAGUGUGCCGCUUGGAGCUAAAACACAGAUUUGGUUGAUAAACAGGAUUUCUGGCAAGACUCGUCUACAUUUUAAAGUAUCUAAAGGAGUUCUGUAUUUCUUGAUUUUGGAUAGAAUUAUGUUAAGAAAUGUAUCAUCCCUUUGACCACACUUUCCCUCUAGCUUACAGCCCCUCACACCCCCAAGCUACCAUUACGUGGUGCAACAAAAAUGGAGACAGAUAUAGGAGUUAUCCAGACGUACAGUUUUGAGCCAGCUUUGGUGAGGAAAACGAAGACACACGUGGAUCUAUUUGUCUGCAAGUGGAUUCAUCAGAUCAAAACAGAGCGGAGCAGUGUGGUUUAUCUGUCACGGCUACAAACUUUUUCCAACAGUAUUUUUUUCAUCUGCUCCUGAUUUACAAUGACUUGAAGAAAGAUAUACUCAGAAGCGCAAUUUUAAGCGUAAUUUUUUUUCCAUUGGAGUGGGUCUUCAAGUAAUCGCUAAGAGCGGCUUUUAGGAAAAUGUUCAUCCUUACUAUGGGAGAGUGACCUCAUUGACUUCCAUAUUACAUGCUAAGAGAUUCACAGGAGAUUAUUUAUUCAUAUAAAUAACUUAAAUUUGACAUUUCAAAAAAAAAAUCCUUUAAGCACAUAGUUUACUUUAAAAAGUAAAAAGAACAACAUACACAAAAAAUGCUUUAUUAAUUUAUUAAAAAACUGACAAAUGGCUGGUGAACAAAAAUCUUUGCUCCUUUUUUAAGUAACUUCUACUGAAAACUGCUGUUCUAGUGGCAUGUUGAUAAUCAAGAAUGAAACCUUUUUAUUGCAUGAAAUGUAAAGUUAUUUAUAUCCAUCAAUUAUAAUAAUUUGUUAAAAAAAACAGCACACACUCUAGGACUAAUAUUGAUUAAAUGAUAACUAACAGAGUUCCACACUUAAUUUGUAUAAUAGAUUUUUCAAAAAUAUGUUCAUUUAGUUGGAUGCAACCUUAAAAAACCUUAUAAUUCAUUUUUUAACAACAAAUUUGAAUGUUAGGAGACUCAAUGAAAGUAAUAAAUACAGAAUGUGAAUAAAGAACAUGAUGUGCAUUUCAAUGUUUUGCAGCUGAGCUGUCAUGCAGUUGUCACAUGGAAGCUGGUUGAAUAUUUGUAAGUGGCCACCUUCACAUUUUUCUGUAUAAAUUCAUUUGAAUGUGCAGUACAUUGUGUGCCUCUCUCUGUGAAGUGGUGACUCACUGUUUUAAAAGGAAAAAUAGUUGAUUUAAGCCUGAGUCUGAUCCAAUCCCAUAAUUGAAUUUAAAAACUUGCUUAAUGCUUUUGCUUAUUUUACUGUGCUGCAUUUUAACAGCCUUUGUUUGAAAAAAAAAAACCCUCAGGAUUAAAGUAACUAUUAUUCUUGAAAUAAGAAAAAAAAAUAAUAAUUUUUCUUAAUAGAUAUUUGCUGAAACUCCCUGAUAGUAAAAAUACAUAACUUAUUGAUUUUAUAUCAUAUUUCAUACGGUAAAAUCAAAGGUUCUGCAUUGCUCUGCAUCAGUAAGUAUUGAUGUAUCUGCCUAAUGUAGCUUUAUUGCAAAAGUUUACAUGUUUUAUGAUCUGUGUAGUUGUGACAUAGUGAAAUAUCAAUCUAACUAAUUUGAUUGAAGAAAAAAAUAAGCAAGAUACAACUGUGAUUGUGUUGAUGUUGUCAGUAAAUAUUGAUAAUUUACAACAUUCAGUUAUCUCUGUUUAUCUAUGAAAUUUAAGAUUCACCAUCAGAACCAUCAGAAUCUAGACUGACAUUGAAUCUAACUGCUGUAUCGCUGCUUGUAAUUCAAAUGUGCACGUGUGCUGUUUAUACUUAUUUGUGGUCAUUAGUUAAUAUCCCUCCCAAAACACAAUAAUUGAAUUUAUGACUAUUUUCUAAAUUCUACAUUUCAAAUAAUAAUGUAAAAAAUGUUGCACACUGCCUAGCAUUUAAUGCUGCUCUUUGUUGCACUGUUGCCUCCCUUGUUGAAGCUUUGUUUGAUCACUGCAAUACAGAACACGCCCAAUUUUAUUGUAUUUUUUGUAAAAGUCAUCAACAUGAAAAAUUACAAAAAGAUGUUGUGAAAUAUAACAUGAUUCUGACCAAUAUUAAAAUACUGAUAUGUCA
Molecule: messenger RNA, 5050 nt
Organism: Oryzias melastigma (Indian medaka)
Lineage: Eukaryota; Metazoa; Chordata; Actinopteri; Beloniformes; Adrianichthyidae
Gene: tacr3a
Product: tachykinin receptor 3a
Exons: 5
Coding region: 457-1695 (412 amino acids)
Biological process (GO): positive regulation of flagellated sperm motility; G protein-coupled receptor signaling pathway
Cellular component (GO): plasma membrane; sperm midpiece
Molecular function (GO): tachykinin receptor activity
Source: RefSeq, a predicted model, not a curated record